GCUUUCACCACGUUGGACUGAGCUGGAGACAUGCCCAUGGACCCGGGCCGGAUCGUCGAGGCCGCGCCGGCAGGCGCCCAUGUAUGCAUCCAUGACCCGCAUCUCUACGACUACCUCUCGACGAGCCAAGACGUUAGCUACCUACGUGCGCUGUGCCCGGCCAUCGACAAGGCGGUGAGCCACAGCCACAAGAACGAUGCCAUCAAGAUCGCCUUUGUGCCAGCCUUGUACAAGCUGUCGAUGAGCUGGUGCUACCGCGCGACGCGCUUUACACACGCUGUCGUGGCGCUCGUGACGGCCAACGCCUACAUCUCGACGCUUGGCGGUGGCUACUUCCUCUGCCGCCACUUGAACCAAGCCAAGCUCAUGGCGCAGCUCCAGAUCUGCGUCUCGCAAGGCCUCCAGGACCCCAUCUUGGCCAGCAAAUGCCGCAUCAACAUGGCGUACGGUGCGAUGGCCCAAGGCAAGUUCAAGCGCGCGUACAAGCUCUUACAGGACGAAAGCGCGACCGCCGAGGCGCUGCAGAGCGACGACCUGCGCAACGUCGUCCAUGCAGCCAACGUCUACUUGCGCAAGACAAUUGUACUCCACAAGCAGCUCUUGAAGCACGAAGAAACCGACACGACGCGCGUCGUCGACGAGUACUACCGCCAACGCGUCGUUAAGCGGUAACACAUUGGUAUAACCCAAACAGAAAGGCCAUCCUGACCAAUGCAACCACCGACGGUCGCCACAAACAUUGC
Saprolegnia diclina VS20 is the source of this 743-nucleotide messenger RNA. RefSeq lists its product as hypothetical. The transcript has 4 exons. The coding region runs from base 31 to 672 and encodes 213 amino acids. Lineage: Eukaryota; Oomycota; Saprolegniomycetes; Saprolegniales; Saprolegniaceae. The record is from RefSeq and is a predicted model, not a curated record.